Messenger RNA from Mucor mucedo, 1539 nucleotides. Its product is annotated as acyltransferase-domain-containing protein. Gene Ontology annotation, biological process: inner mitochondrial membrane organization; cardiolipin acyl-chain remodeling. Gene Ontology annotation, molecular function: 1-acylglycerophosphocholine O-acyltransferase activity. The record is from RefSeq and is a predicted model, not a curated record. Gene Ontology annotation, cellular component: mitochondrial membrane. Lineage: Eukaryota; Fungi; Mucoromycota; Mucoromycetes; Mucorales; Mucoraceae. Bases 493 to 1389 code for a protein of 298 amino acids. The transcript is spliced from 4 exons.
UACAUUUUAAAAAGUCACAUUUCCCUUUCAGCUGGAUUUGAGGUAACAUUUGUUCUAUUGCCUAGCAGUUUGGGCGGUCAUUUUUGUACAUGUAUUCUUCAGGUACUCCUGCCAUGGCAUUUUUGCUGCCUAGCUCUGGUACAGUUUCCCACCUUAAUCGAGCUCUUGCAAGUUAAUUAUUCAAGUUACAUGGUAAUGAAGGCUAAUAGAUAUUCGUGCACAUAGCAAGACCAUAUUGUUGCAUAAUUCAAUAAUACUAGUUCGUGUGUGUAUUCAAUUAUAGCUUUUGAGAAGAAUAGAUGUAUUAUUAUAGAGAUACUUAUUGCUAUUUAAAACCAAUUAUUAUAAUGCAUGAUUUGGUUAGUGUUGAACAUGACAUUAGAGUUUUAUUACGUAAGCCGAGAAAGACAGAGAGAGAGAGAAGGGGUACCCUAACUUGGGUUUAAAUUUCAGCUUUUUUUUUGGUUGUUUUUUUUUCUCUCUUAUGAUGCCAUGACAAGAACAUUGAAACUUGGUGUUGCAGCUACGUCCGCUUUGGGAGCUACCUAUUGGUAUUACAAGCCUACUGUAGUACCUGCAACCCCAUACAUUCCACCGCCGUUUGUCUGGGACAGCAUACCUAAACCCGUCCUUCAGCAUUUAGAAGGCCAUGACAAUGCCUUAUGGAAAGUGGGUACGACCAUGGUAGUAGGUGUUGCAGGCAUGUUGGCCAAAGGGUUUAUGAAGGCAAGUGAUACCCGUGUGUAUGGACUUGAUAAAUUUAUGGCGAUUGUGGAAGAUCCUAAACGCACACAAGGAUUAAUCACAGUGUCAAAUCAUGAAUCUGUGUUGGACGAUCCAUUUUUAUGGGGAGCGAUGCCUUUGUCCAUCUUUUUCAAGGUAGAAAAGAUGCGAUGGGUAUUGGGAGCAGCCGAUAUUUGUUAUACCACUGUGUUUAAAUCCUAUUUUUUCGCUUGUGGGAAAACAUUGCCAGCGAUCCGUGGUGGUGGUGUGUAUCAGCCUGGUGUUGAUUUAGCGAUAUCGACCCUGAAUCGAGGAGGCUGGGUACACAUCUAUCCUGAGGCCAAAGUAUCACAGCACGGAAAGAUGAUUCGGUUUAAGUGGGGAAUAGGUCGCAUACUGAUGGACAUGGAGAAGGAAGCAAUUGUGGUGCCUGUGUGGCAUGAAGGCAUGCAUUUGGCCAAACCACUGUAUGAAACCAAACUGGUUCAUUUAGGACAGCCCAUCACGCUGGUGUUUGGUGAUCCUAUCGCUUAUUCGGAUAUUCUUGUGCAAUGGAAAAAUGGCUGCUUGUCGGAAAGGGAAGCUAGAAUUCAAAUUACCCAACGAAUUUACGAUGCAUUAGAACAUUUAGAAUCACAGUACAAAAGUAACACAAACCCUAAAUAAAUAAAUAAACCCGGCCCCCACCUAUUUUUUUUUUUAGCUUUUUUUUUUAAACUAUUUUCUUUCUUCUUCUGUUUAUACAACACAAAUGCUUAAAAACUCAUCUUGGAAGCUUGACGAAACGAACUUGGCUAACUUUGGUUCUGACCUUGA